AUUCAGUUCUCAGCCUCCUACGAUCUGAAAGAUGCAGUGUGUCGCCCUCCUGAUCCUCUCCGCCCUUGCGUUGGGCAGCACGUUGCCCAUCGGCAGUGUCUACGACCACGCCUAUGGGCCCUUCCACAAGACCUGGGCCGCAGACUACGUUAAGGACGCCAUCUACGGACAUGGAUACGGGUAUGGACAUCCUUACUAUGGCAAGCACAUCGCCGGAGUUCACGACAUCGACGACGUGUACAGGGCCGCAGUACACGAAGCUGGUGCAUGGCCUGUGCACGACGUAACUGACGGUUUCGGCGACGACUUCCACAAGAAACUGUACGUAAAAGAGAAGCAAUGGGAAGAGGACAAACACCUAGACGAGCAGCACAGACUGCAGCACAUCCAUUUGAUGCAGGAACAGCACCUCCUCCACGAACUCCAGCACCAGCAACACAUGCAACUCCAGGAACAGAAGGAAGCUCUGGAUCAUCUGCACCACAUCCAGGAACAGGAGGUCCACGAUAUGGUGGAGAAAGUUGACGCGCAACAGUUCGCACAGAAGGUUCAGUUAGACGAGCUUCACGCCAUCGAAGACGCCAAGGUUGACGCUCAUUCCGCAGUCCACCCAGCCUACGUGCACGGUUCCGAGUACCCGUAUUCCGCAUGGCACGCGUACGGACACCCUUACGCCGCAUGGCACUCGUACGCGCACCCUUAUUCUGCUUGGCACGCGUACGGCCACCCCGACGCUCUCAAGCAUGACAUCGCUUACGAACAUCCAGUCGCCGCCUGGCACAAGUACGUAGCUGCCGGACAUCCAGGUGCUUUCUGGCACAAGAGCGCCGUGUACGGACACCCCGCUUUCUGGCACAAGGACAUCGACGCCGCUGCAAGAUGGGGCCCAUACGCUGCCGUUCAUGACGUACACCCAUGGGCUGUUCAUCCGUAUGCCGCGGUGCAUCACGGAAUCCACGAUUUCGCCUACUAGCAUCUAACUUAAUUGUAUCGACUGAUAUUUAGUAAAUGGAGCAACUAUUUUAAAACGUCUUAUGUGUUCGUACCCUAUAACCAUAGUCAAGCGUCUGCUAGCACGUAUAUGGCCAACCUAAUGAGCCUUGCAGGUGUAUGACCAUCCUAAAUUCUACCACAAUUCUAUCGACUGAUAUUUAGUAAAUAGGGCCAAUCAUUCUUGUUUAAACACGUCUUAUAAAAGUCGACACGGGGAACAGGCCAAGUCAUAAUAGUUAUCAGGAAAACAAAAAAUUUAAGUCGUAUACUUUUCAAAUUAUACGCUUUAAAAAAAUUAUUAAAAACAUAAUAUCACAUAUCACAAGCACCAAUGAACCGCCAUUGUUAAAACUUUUCACGGUAACAAAGUUACCUACGAGGAAUGUAAAACUAGACAGAUGGCUAAAUAAACCGGAC
Messenger RNA from Acanthoscelides obtectus, 1410 nucleotides. NCBI's taxonomy places the organism in Eukaryota, Metazoa, Arthropoda, Insecta, Coleoptera, Chrysomelidae. The record is from the annotation of a GenBank genome assembly.